AUGGAGACACAGUUUGCAAUCAAGAAAGACGCUACUGAAUUAAUAGGGAAUACUCCAUUGGUACAUCUUAACAACAUUACUGAAGGCUGUGUUGCUCGAAUCGCUGCUAAGCUAGAAUACUUGCAAUCCUGCUGCAGUGUUAAAGAUAGAAUAUCGUUAAGCAUGAUUGAAGAUGCUGAAAACAAAGGCCUAAUUACUCCUGGAAAGACUGUUCUUAUUGAGCCUACAAGUGGUAACACCGACAUAGGAUUGGCGUCGAUAGCAGCACUGAGAGGCUAUAAGCUUUUAGCGACUAUACCGUCUUAUGCGAGCCUUGAGAGAAAAAUUAUUAUGCGAGCUUUCGGAGCAGAUGUAUAUUUGACAGAUCCUGCUAAAGGAGUUGAUGGUGUUUUUGAGAAAGCGGACGAGCUAUUAGCGAAGACGCCUAAUAGUUUUAUACUCAAUCAAUUUGAAAACCCUGCCAAUCCAAAGAGCAAGUUGGGCUCAUUGCUGCUCCGACCUGCAGUUAUUAUGGUGAGACAUUCAGCCAUAUUUUCUUUCAAUCAAAACACCAUUUCACCAUAUCAUAAUGUACUCAGGGAGAUAAUGGAGGAAAUAAAUAAGUUGGAACGAGACAUGCCGGAUCUCAGGUCAAAAAACGGAAGCCAUUUUGGUUGUAACUCAUAG
Molecule: messenger RNA, 666 nt
Organism: Lathyrus sativus (Indian pea)
Lineage: Eukaryota; Viridiplantae; Streptophyta; Magnoliopsida; Fabales; Fabaceae
Source: the annotation of a GenBank genome assembly